Molecule: messenger RNA, 5100 nt
Organism: Myotis lucifugus (little brown bat)
Lineage: Eukaryota; Metazoa; Chordata; Mammalia; Chiroptera; Vespertilionidae
Gene: ZNF346
Product: zinc finger protein 346
Exons: 6
Coding region: 677-1333 (218 amino acids)
Molecular function (GO): zinc ion binding; double-stranded RNA binding
Source: RefSeq, a predicted model, not a curated record
AAAAAAAAAAAAAAAAGGUGUUGGAGAAUUGGAGCACCUGGGUGUCAUGAUAUGGCUUGUUUCAAGAGGAUCACUGGGGCUGCUGUGCUUAGAAUACCUGAAGAGCAAAGGAAGGGACUAGAGAACUCCACAGCGGUAACCUUGGCCAGAGAUGGUGGCUCCGACACAAUUACGAGUUUGACAGGAAAGGAGUUUAAGGGGAGGUCUGGGCUGGGGGCUAACAGUUGGAACUCAAAAGGUAUCUAAUCACGGAGAUGGCGUUUCCUCUAUCACUAACUUACUAGUAGUGAACUCGAGUAAACCACUUCUAGGUUCUGAGCCUCAGUUUCCCUACCAGCGAAACGGGGAGAAUAUUCCCACAUCGUGGGGCCUUCAUGAGAACGAAAUGGUAAGUGUUCAAGGCUGACCGUGUGCAGAGUGAGACCCCUGCGCCAAGACCUGCGCGAGGCGUCCGGAAAGGAGGGAGCCGCCGCAGAAUUGUUGACCGACUUCCGCGUCAGCAGCGGAGGAUCCGAGAGCCCAAGCAGUUACCAGGCAAAAGAACCGCCAGGGCGGGAAACCCAGCGCGGUUCGCGGCUCCCAACCUCGCGAGAUUUGUUAGCCGGGCAAAAGUCACCCGUCCGGCCACAUCUCGCGAGGCCGAGGUUCCAUCGGUGGAUUUGGGUUUGCGGGGAAGAUGGAGUAUCCCGCGUUGGGCACGGUGCAGGCCACGGACAGCGGAGGGCUCCAGCCAUACCUCAGCUCCGAGGAGCCGGAGGGCCGGGAACCGGACGGGCUGCGCUUCGACCGCGAGAGGGCGUGCCGCCUGUGGGAGGCAGUGUCCGGGGCCCAACCAGUGGGGAGGGAGGAAGUGGAGCAUAUGAUCCAGAAGAACCAGUGUCUCUUCACCAACACCCAGUGUAAGGUUUGCUGCGCCUUGCUCAUUUCAGAAUCUCAGAAGCUGGCACACUACCAGAGCAAAAAACAUGCCAACAAAGUGAAGAGAUACCUAGCAAUCCAUGGAAUGGAGACAUUAAAGGGGGAAAUGAAGAAGCUAGACUCAGAUCAGAAGAGCAGCAGAAGCAAAGACAAGAACCAGUGCUGCCCCAUCUGUAACAUGACCUUUUCCUCCCCUGUCGUGGCCCAGUCGCACUACCUGGGGAAGACCCACGCAAAGAACUUAAAGCUGAAGCAGCAAUCCACUAAGGUGGAAGCCGGGAAGGGCUACCCAUGCAAGACAUGUAAGAUAGUGCUGAACUCCAUAGAACAGUACCAAGCUCAUGUCAGCGGCUUCAAACACAAGAACCAGUCACCAAAAACAAUGGUAUCAUCUCUGGGCCAGAUUCCAAUGUAAAGACAACCCAUUCGAAAAGACUCAACUACUUUGGAAGACUAGAGGUGUUUCUGUCCAGCACCCCAGGUUGAAUCAGCCAUGAGCCAGCCUCCUCCUGACCAUGACCAUGGUCAGCCCUUGGCUCCCUCUUCCUCCUUUCUUACAUAGACCUGAGGAAUAGGCCACAGGCAGCCUCUGAUUGGUCCAGGCAAAUCCACCCGUGUUCCUCUCCUUUGGAAUGGGCCCUGAAAGUCAGGACAAAGGGGGAUUUUUAGAGGACUUGGGUUCUCACAGGGUAGUAGUUUAGAGGAUGGCCUUUCCCCUUCCCUGGCCCUUCUAGGCCACAUGUCAUGAGGCUCCAGUCCUGUAUUUCCUCUGCAAGUCAGUUUUGGACCACUCCUUGCAGCUAAACAACUGAGCUCUCCUGGGCUCUAGGCGUCUUCAAUGAAAUUUGGCACUUUCAUGCCAUACCUUGGCCUAGGCAGGAAAGGGCAGAUGAAAAUAGCUGCCACACGGAAGCUUAGAGAUAAUGUGACACUCACCCUCCCCCAAAAAUGUGCAGACUUUCCUAAGCCUGGGACCAGAUGCUGGCCAGUUGUAUAGGUUUCUGCCCACUGUGAAGUCUCCUCCUGGAGCAAUGCUACAGUCCUGGCAGAGUGUUGCUGUCCCUCCUGCCCCUUCUCCACAGUUCCUGAAUGGUGCUAAGGACCUGCAGCAGCUGGAGGCAAGCUAGAGCUGGAGAAGGCCUCAGUACCUAGUGGGAUCAUGGAAAGGCUCCAGUGGGGCCUUUCCUCUGUGUCAGAGGUGCUCUGACCCAGUUCACAUGGGAAAGUCCCCAUAUGCAAGUCUGCUUGAUGGUUCUUGAGCCAGCCAGCUCAGAGAUUCAUUGCUGCCCAUUGGCCUCCACUAGCUCUUUCCUUCCCCAUGUGCAGCAGACCAUCUGCCCAGGUUGCUGUGGUGCUACCCCUCCCCCAUCACUCGCCAGGAGAUUCCUGGGUACCAGGUAAAGAAAGGAGGGCUGGCACAAGUUUCCAUGGUGAGGAAUCAGAUGUUCCCCAGGCCCCAAACCUAGAUUUCUCCAGCUCUGCCAUGCUUUAUGGCCUUGGACUUCACUGGGAGUAUAUUUUCCUUAUAUCUUUCAAGCAGGAAUUCUAGGGAGUGGUACCAUCAGAGGCCCUCCUUCAUUGGGCCAAAGAAGCCCCUAUUCUGCUCUCAUCACCUCUGCCUCCCACUCCCUAUCCCUUGCCUGUGAAAUGCCUUUAGUAUUGUGUGUGGGUAUGUGCUUAUGCUCUGUCUCUUGGUCACUGAAGCAUCUAAAUAAAGAAUUUAUCCCAUGAGCCAGACUGCAACUUAACAGAACUAGGACUUGGGGCCAUAUUGCCAUUGGGUCUAAUAUGUAUAUCUUGAUCCCUCACCCUUAUCCCAUUCAUACUCCACGGUCCUAAAUACUGGUCUUAGGAAUUGGGACAGAGAGAGGCAUCCAAAUUGUUUGGCAACCCUGAGGAAGUCUUCACACGUGCCCUAAAUUCAAUAGAACCUCAUCUGUUCAUUCACCUUCCCCGUAAUGGAGAGCCUCAUGGAAGUCUCUAGAAAAUGUAAACUAGUAACCUGCUUUGCUUGAGAGGAUUUUUCUGGCUGCUAUGUACAGAAGGGAUGUAGGAGAGCAGGAAAGGACACAGACAGAGGUCAAUGGAGGCUGUGUCCAAUAUGGCUCUUUCCAGGCUAACCCCUUCAGGGCAGAGACCUAGCCUUGUUCAUCUCCACUUCCCUGAUAUACAGAGUGGUGUGUCAUGAAGUGUUUCUUGAAUGAACGAGUGAAUGAAUGAAUAUGCAUAAGGAGAAAUGGCCCUGGUAAUUCUUGGAAGAACCUUUUCCAUGACCCAGAAAUGAGCUGAGAAAGGAGUAUGAUGGCUUCAGGAGUCCUUUGUCCAACCUUUGUUUCAGACGGUCACAUGUGAGGAAGGUGCUCACAUAGCUUUAGCUCCCAUUCUUCACUCAGCAAACUGUUCUUGAGCACCUGCUCCAGGCCAGCUGGCAAAGACCCUACACAGCCCCAAGUGUGGAUUCUCAGCUCUCAGCUUCCAAAGCCCAGACUGCCUCAGCAUUUUCCCCAGAAUCCUUCUCUCCCACCCAGGAUGUCAGAAUUGGGCCCAUCUACCAAGCAAGGAAGUGAAGUGAAGGGCAGAGGAAUGGUGGGCUGCCAUACCAUGCCAUACUCUUGGCCUGCAGGACCGCUUUGGAUUCAGGAGUCCCUGCCAGCUGUGUUCCCAGCCCGGUGGCAUGGGGAUACAGGAAUGAACACUUUUCUUUGGAGAGCUUACCACUGUUAAAGACCAUUAUGGCAGUGGUCAGAGGUUCAUACUGGGUGCUGUGGGAAUGCACAGGAUGCAGGCACUAACUCAAGCCAAGGGUAUGAAAAGCUGGAGAAGUUGGGAAACCAGCAUUUGAUUUGCAUAACAAUCUUUUGAACUAGGUGAUGGUAUUCUAUUUUCUAGAAAAGGAACAAGGCUUAGAGAGGUGAGUGAUUUGCCCAAGGCCUUGCCACUAAAACGGCAAAAUGGGGAGUGGAAUCGGUUGUCUAGAUUCCUAUUCCAGAACCCUUUCAAACAAGGACCAGAGUCCUUCCCACAUGACCCCCUGGCCUGCCUCACCUAUCUGGCUGGGUCAUGGUCUCAGAGCGAGCAGCCACUCAGGGCAGGGUAGCAGCAGCACCCACAAAACAGGUCACACAAGGUUCAUUGAUUAUUUUAUAUUCCAAGCCCCCUCAUACUUCUCAUAAUUUUACCCAAGAUUCUCAGUGUAUUCAGCUCUAAUUGUAACUGUGAGAAACUUGCAAAGGCUAGCUAAAAAGGAAAUUUACUGAUUCACCUAAUGAAAAAACUUGGUACAGGGAUGGCUAGACCCAGGUUCUGACAGUGUCAUUAGUAAGAAUUCAAUCUCGCCAUGCUUUCCUCUGUGUGGCCUCCCUUGGGCAGACUGCAGAAAGUGGCAAGAUGGCCACUGGCAGCUCUAAGCUUAUAUCCUGAUAGAUUAGCAACUGCAGUGGGAAGAACAUCUUUUUCUAUUAGUUCCAAAAAAAUGCUGGGACUGACUCAUUAGCCAGCUUGGUCCAGUUCCCAUCCCUAACCAUUCACUGUAGGUAGGAGAAAUGGUGCUUUGAUUUGGGGCCUGCAAAGGAAUGAGCUCCACCUAAAACUGAUUGACUGAAAGGGAGAGAUGUGUCCCUAAGAGAAGAAAGUGUAGGGCUCUCUCCAGGCUAAGGGAGAAGAUUGGGUGUAGAUGGGCAAAAAUAACUUGUCGGCCACACCAGAAAGUGUCUUUAUUUAACCAUUUCUUUUUUAUUUUUACCCAGACGUUUUGAGAUACAGGAUACAUUUAGUAAUGUGCGCCAAUUUUUAGAGUACAGUUUGCCGAGUCCUCCUCACAUAUGUGUAUUCAUCUGGGCAUUCACCCUCCAGAUCAAAAUACAGAACAUUGCCAGCUCCCCAGAAGGUUCCCUUGUUUCUCUUUCUAGUUAGUAUCCCUCAGAGGUAAACACUAUUUUGAUCUCUAUCACCAUAACUUAGUUCUGCUUGCUCUUGAAUUUUAUAAAAAUGGAGUCAUACAUCCAUUUUUGCUCAAUAUUAUGUCUGUGAUUUCAUCCAUGUUAUUGUGUAUAUCAGAAGUUCAUUUUUUUCAUGCUGUGAGGUAACUCAUUAUAUGAAUACACCACAAGUUAGCCAUUCUGUUGAUGGACAAUUGGGUUGUUUCUAGUUUUGAACUAUUAUAAAUAAAGCUGCUGUGAAUCA